Sinocyclocheilus rhinocerous is the source of this 2994-nucleotide messenger RNA. RefSeq names its product protein FAM122A-like. Bases 807 to 1661 code for a protein of 284 amino acids. Lineage: Eukaryota; Metazoa; Chordata; Actinopteri; Cypriniformes; Cyprinidae. The transcript is spliced from 10 exons. Gene Ontology annotation, molecular function: protein serine/threonine phosphatase inhibitor activity. The record is from RefSeq and is a predicted model, not a curated record.
GCUGUCAGUCAGUCCGGUAGGAACAGAAGGGGCAGGACUCUUAUCUGAGCCGUGGGUGCGCUGCGGCGUCCAGAAAAUAGAUAGACAGAAUAUGCUAACCUAUGAUUGACGCAACUAAGUUACAAACUCAUCCAACUAGAUACUGACACGCCAAACUAGCAAACAGAAGAUGUCGAAGAGGAGCCGCGCGUUUGUCUAGUGAUUUACAUGCGUUUGCCCAGCAACCCAUCACGAACAGCAAGCUAGUUAGCAACAUGAUGAUGGCCAGCUGAACAUUGUUGUGCCUUCAGCUCUUGUUAUUAUUGCGCUCACGGUUUAACGGUUUAAUCUUCUCUUUUCCUGCUCUGAAUUGGUGCCUUUCAUGCCUCCUUUCUACAUGCACUCCUAGACUUGUAACGUUAAUUAACUGAUCGGAGCUGCUCAGUUUUAGGUGCUUGUGCGCCAUCAAGCUAAGCUAACAGCACAGGAUUGGUGUGCAUGGGCCAAACCCCUUUCACAUUUUAGCUCGCAGCUAACCAGUCGCUGGAUCUACAAGUUUGGACCAGAAAGUGAGUUUUCUAGAAAGAUACGCGGUGCAGAUCGAUCAAGCAGAAUGUUGGUUCGCAGAAACCCACGGAUCUUUUCCUUAGGCUGUGAUCGAGACCUACAUUGACCCUUAACAACAACGACAGAAGCCCCGGUCUUUCUAUGCAGGCUGCAAAAUGAGCACAUAGUAAACUGUGACAUUGAUCUGUUUUGUGCCUUUCAACGAUGUAGCUUUGCAACCUGCGUGCUUUUUUUGCGGCAUACUUAUAAGGACAAUAAAGAUGAACAGUCAAGGAAUCAUGUCACAAGAGAAGAUGGAGCUGGAUCUGGACAUCCCGUCGUCACUUGUUCAGAGCGAUGGGCCCUUGAGACGAUCUAACAGCGAACCCAUGAUAAACGGCCUGAGUGAUGCUUCACAGGUGUUCCAGAGAGAGGUUCUCCGCAGCAGAAGAAACAGUACUACUGUUGUUCGACCCAGUGUGGUUCCGUCUUCGCCAGUACGUGUUCCUAGCACAAGACUGCAGAGGAUCAAACAGGAAGAGGGUGUUGAUGUGAUGAACCGUGAAACUGCUCAUGAACGAGAGGUGCAGGCAGCCAUGCAGAUGAGCCAGUCUUGGGAGGAGAGUCUUAGUCUGAGUGAUAAUGAUCUUGAGAAAUCUUCAUCGUCGUCUCCAAAGCGGAUUGAUUUUGUGCCUGUGUCUCCUGCUCCUUCGCCCACCAGAGGGAUCGGAAAGAAGCAGUGUUUCUCUCCGUCUCUUCAAAUCCUGGUGACCAGUAACGGUCUGACGCCCAGCCCUGUUCCCAGCCCAACACGCCGCUUCAGUUUGCCCAGCAGGAGGAGUCAGAGCCCGAUCAACUGCAUCAGGCCUGGUAUUCUGGGUCCUCUCAAACGCAAAAGUGAAAUGGAGACAGAAAGCCAGCCCAAGAGACUCUUUCAGGGAACCACCAACAUGCUGUCCACAGAGGUGUCUCACUUGCCUGAACUUAACACCUGCAGUCUGUCUCCACCAGAUCUUCUGGAUGGGAGCCUCAGUAGCGUCGGCUCCUCCUCGGACUCUCCCGCCAAGAUGGAAGGAGUGUCGCCCUCCUCCAGUAACUCUUCCCUCACGCCCCCUCAGGACCUCUCCCCUAAGUGAUCCGCUGAGCAUCACGGACAUCACAGGAGGACUGGGCCGCUUCUCAGGCCCUUUUCCACUCAUUUUACUUUUAUUCCCAAUGCCUUCCCAACAUGGCUUUUGUUUUUUUCCUGAAUUGUCCUGUUAUGUUACAUUUGAAGCGAGGCGAGAGAGUAUUCCGUGUGGGACAGACCCUAAGGGCAUGGAGAGACUGUGGAUGUUUUUUGCAUCAGCUGCUAUAAAUAGAUGUAAAAUAUGGUGUAUGGAUCUGUAUCAAAGCGAACAAUGUCACAGAAGAGGGUCUUGGAUUUAGUUUUUUGUUUUGGUUCCCUUAUGGGGCAAUUAUCUUUUUGAUAACGCUUCGAAAAGAAAACCGCUGUAAACAGGAGAACAACUACAGGUUUCCAACCGGUUUUGUGCGUGAGAAUUUAACUUAUUUUUUGCUUUUAUUUGUAUGCAAGUAUGUACAUAAGAUAUGUGGCAAAACGUGCAGAGGCAAAGAGCUCGACCGGCAAACUGACAGCCGCCUCUUCUGGAGUUUUAUUAGCGGUGCAACUGCACUUUAAAGGGGCUGAAUUUAAUUUUGGGCUUUGUUCUGAUUCUGCAUAUUUAGUUUUUCAGGAAUGGCCUUUUCUUGAUUUUCAUGUAGGUGGAGGAAGGUAUUUUUUCAGAGCUUGGCACUUCAUUCUCCGUUAGAAUGAUAUUCAUGGUUGCUAUACACAACUACUGCAGAUGGGAUUUAUUAUUGCAGCUGUUGGUAACCACUAAAUCCUCGAUUUGAACACUACAGAGAAACUAAACUGCCUGUGUUUGAUGUUUGUCAAGCUAAAGACGUGCGUACAGCCGUGUUGUCAUUUUUACAGCUUUCAGAGAAUGGAGCAAAACAUCCGGGCUGAGAUGAAUGAUGUCCAUUGUAUGUUUUUGCUUCUCGCGCAGUGACUUCGCCCCGUUUCUGUUAUUCGGGAAGGGUUUGGAGGAGAAUGGGCUAUACAGAGUUUUCAGUGUUGUUUUUCAGAGGCUGUUAACAACGACACAUUUGGCAGUUUAAAAUGUGAGAAGCAGAAAAGUGCAAAGAAAUGAAAUCCUCCCAUCAAAAAUGUUAUUUGUGGAGUUUAAAUUUUUAAAUGUAAUCUACUGAUACUGAAACGGUGUGCCAUUAAAUUUGUAUAUAAGAGAAAUGUACAACUGUAAUUGUAGGAGUUCUUCGUUUGGGGCUGUAGUUACUUUAGUGAGUUUUUUUUUGUAAAUGGUUUUCUAAAUUUCAUUCAAAGAAAUUGCUUUAUUUCCUUAAGCAUGAUAUGAUGUAUCAUAAAUUAAUUUUUCUGUGGAAGAAAGUGCUUGUAAAAUCCUUUUU